This is a messenger RNA of Amblyraja radiata (thorny skate), 6245 nucleotides long. RefSeq names its product solute carrier family 35 member E1 (gene slc35e1). The record is from RefSeq and is a predicted model, not a curated record. NCBI's taxonomy places the organism in Eukaryota, Metazoa, Chordata, Chondrichthyes, Rajiformes, Rajidae. The transcript has 6 exons. The coding region runs from base 25 to 1170 and encodes 381 amino acids.
GUGGUGGCGGCGGCGCGGGGCAACAUGGCGGAGCGGCUGCGGGACGGGGUGCGGAUAUUCACCCUCUGCCUGUGCUGGUACACGGUCAGCUCCGGCGGGAAUGUCAUCAACAAGAUGAUCCUGAACAGUUUUCCGUAUCCGGUCACCGUGUCUCUGUUCCACAUCCUCUCCAUCUGCGCCUUCAUGCCGCCGCUGAUCCGCGCCUGGAACAUCCCGCCGGCGGCCGAGCUGCCGCCGCGCUACUUCCUCCGCCUGGUGCUGCCGCUCGCCUUCGGCAAGUACUUCGCCUCGGUGACGGCCCACAUCAGCAUCUGGAAAGUACCCGUGUCGUACGCGCACACAGUUAAGGCCACCAUGCCUAUUUGGGUGGUGUUACUGUCUCGUAUCAUCAUGAAGGAGAAGCAAACUAUGAAGGUCUACAUGUCACUGGUCCCUAUCAUAUCUGGAGUUUUCUUGGCAACAGUGACUGAACUCUCCUUUGACAUUUGGGGACUAAUUAGUGCACUUGCUGCCACCCUCUGCUUCUCUCUUCAGAACAUCUUCUCCAAGAAGGUGCUGAGGGAUACAAGGAUGCAUCACCUCCGACUACUCUAUAUCCUUGGAUGUUAUGCUGUCAUCUUUAUGGUUCCAACUUGGAUCCUUGUUGAUCUCUCUGCAUUUUUUAUUAACAGCUCGGUAACAGAUACCUCGCACUGGCACUGGACCCUUAUAUUGCUGAUCAUCAGUGGUUUCUGUAACUUUGCUCAGAACAUGGUUGCCUUCAGUAUCCUGAACCUCAUCAGCCCGCUGAGCUACUCAGUGGCCAAUGCUACCAAGAGGAUCAUGGUGAUCACUGUGUCCCUCCUAUUGCUGCAAAACCCAGUCACGAGUACCAACAUCAUGGGGAUGAUGACUGCUAUUGUCGGAGUGUUUGCCUAUAAUAAGGCUAAAUAUGAUGCCAAUCAAGAGGCCAAGAGGAAGUUGCUCCCAGUAUCUUCAGGGGAUCUUGUUUCCCUUAAUCGACAUCAAGAACUGUCUGCUGAGCAGAAGGUGCUGCUGAAUGGGACUGCACUGUAUCCUCAGCACACUGAGUACCAGUACGGACGGACUGGCCUGCUGGCAGAACAGUCACAGUACAAUCGGCAGACCAGCAUUGGAACCACCUUUGUGUCCAAUCGAUUUGAUGUCUAGACUUAUGAACAGAAACAUCCGUUAACUUAUUCUGUGCACUAACGGAAACUCUGUCAACUGAUAGAUUUUAUCAAGAGACCUCACCCGAGGUACUAUCAUUUUAAUUUUCUGGUAAUGGAGGGAACUCUGUAAUUUGGACUGGAUGACGAUCUGUUUUACAUUCUGUGUUGUGUCACUGUUUAUCUAGCAUUCACUCUGCUUAGCAUUUGUGGUGAUAGAGUGUGGGAUGGUAGACAAAUAUCAAGUGAUUACUUCAAAGUGAGCAGGGUUCUGCUUCGGUCAAGUCCCGCCACAACGCCCAUUUCUUAGAGGUUGAUUGAGUACAUGAAAGAUUUAUAAUCCUGCUCUUCCAACCCGAUACAUCCCUUUGUUGUCUCUGAGUUGUGUUUCAGUUACAAUGCACUUGACCAAAUCAUCACAAAUAUUAGUGUAGCAUCUUAUUCAAUGAUACAGUUUCUCACUUUUGGGGUGACUACUUAUUUGUCAAUCAUAUUCUCUUUAUAUGGGUAUAAAGAGAGUAUGAUUGACAAAUCGGUGGUAAUAUUCUGUUUAUAUAUAUAUAUUUAACUAUCAGUGAUUGGUGAAUUGGAAAGUAUUGAUCAAUUGGUUGCUGUAAAUGCCAUGCUGUAUGUAAAUAUGUGCGUGUUGGCAGAAGCGAGAUUUUGACAUCCUGAUGUUGAGGUUUACCUCUGUCCUGCAUGGCACUUAAUUAUCCAGGCUGUCGUCUUUAACUAUAGACUUCCUGGUAAUCUGAUUUGAUAGUCCUUACAGUAUGGAUGAUUUUGAUCCUUAUCGUAUCAGAACUAGAUCUUAAUAAUCCACUUUCACAUCCCAAAUUUCUGCUAGCAACUUAAAUAAACAAACACACAUGGUGAUCAAACUGCAGAUCACAUACUGAGCCAUAUUACUACAAUCAAAUCACAACAGGUUAGCGAACCCCAGAUCCAGGAAAUCAUGGGCUCUAGCCUACUCCAGAAAAUUGAGAAGAGAAUCUGAGCUGCAUUUGGCUACAAUACAGAGCUCAAGAACAUAGAAGUCCUUUUUUUGCAAGACCUUGUAAUUUUGAUUGCUGAAUGUGAAGAGACCAAGGGAGUUGUCCGUUAUGUCAACUAAAGUUACCUGAAACAGACUUUUGUAUCAACUAUCUGAAGGUUGUUUGUGGGACCUUUGUGCAAGUUGAUUAUUGUGAUUCAUGCAUUUUAACAGUAAUACGUUUCAUAAGUGAUUGUGUGAAAAGUUUUUGGGGGGUUUUGAAAUGGUACAAGGCACUGGAUGAAUGUGGGUCUUUUCUAUAUUCAGGCAGUCACGAAUAUUGUAAUAUUUAAAACUAGACUAGUGUGUUGAAAGUGUUUACUUGUGCGUGUCAAAUAGUGAGAUGUCAGUCUACAAUUGCAACUGGAAGCAGGUGUCCAUAAAAGGACAAGUGUGCAAGCUCCAGGAUGGGAACAAAUCUCUUUAAAAUGAUGAAAACUGAGGGGAAAUUUAAGUUACUAGAAAACACAGCAACUUGAAAAAGAAAGAUGAGCACUAUUUUCAGUUUCUAUCUUCUUGUGAAUGGUGUACAUUCUGCUGUUUCUCUAUAGAUGCAGACCUACUCACUGUUUCCAGCAGUCCCUUGUUUUAAGCCUGUUCUGUGCCAUUUGUAUCCUCUCAAGAAUCUAGAUUUUACACAUGUGCAACCAAGGAACGAUUCUAAUAUUGGUAGUCACAUAUUCCAAAUAUUCUUUCAUUCUGUUUUGCUCUUUUGUAUAGCAGAAUUAUUGCUUAGCUGCAGUCAUAAAGGAAAUUGGCUGCAAAUCCUUUGAUAACAAAUAUCUCAGCUGACUAAGUUGUUGACGUUGGGUUGACUUGUCACUCAUUAGUGACCGAAAAAGAGACAUAAAUGCUUUAACAGGUGAUCAAUGGACAUACCAGUGUUAUUACUAAAUAAAAGGGAAGUGUUUUCUAUACGUGCUCAUCAUACAAUCCUCUUGUGCGUGUUUCUUCUUCUAUAGUUUGUAUGUACUUUAUAUUUGAGAGGCUUCUCUUUUCAUUCUGCCUUGCUUUAUGUCAUUAUCUUUUUCUUCCGUACUGUUACAACCUUUCGCUGUCAGUAAUUAUAUUUUUCCUGAAGAAGGGUCCCAACCUGAAAUGCCGUCUGUCCAUUUCCCUUCACAGAUGCCUGACCUGCUGAGUUCUUCCAGCAUUUUGUGUUUUGCAUUAAAUUUUUCUCUCUGAUUGUUACUGUCCGUCUUACUUUGUCUCUGUCAUGUGUUGAAUGACAUUAUAAUUGUUGCUGAUAAUUGAUUUGUUCACAGAUAUUUUCCAAGUCCCCCAGUUACUGUUCUCCCCAUCCCAAACAGUUUAACGCCAAUACUGAAUAUUGGAAAUUGCAAUGCAUGUGCAACUCAUAAAGGGGAGAAGCUUGCAAGGUUGAUGUGCAACACAAUUUUCAACGUUAUAAAUUGACUUUUUCUUUUUGUAAUUCAUUACUAGGAAACAAAUAUUUGUGUUGCAUUCCAUUUUCUUGUGCCCUAUAGUUUUUCAUUGUGGUUUCAGCAUUAGCAGAGAUGAUGAGCAGCACUACACACCAUCACAAUAAUCACUCCAAUCUCUUUAACAAGUUGCUGAAUAAAUCAGCCCUAUGGGAUGCUUUUCAAAUUAAAAUGUUCUGUUGUAGUCCUGUUUCACAAUCCAUCUGCUUUAAUUCUUCUAGGUUGUAACUUAAAAUCUAAUUUUGCAGUACAUCUAAAAUGAAAUCUAAGUUUUGUGAUUUCAGUGAAACCUUUUUAUUGAUAAUUAAUUCCUAUUUUUGAUCUCCACUCCUACCCUUAGAUACUCCUUGCCUGGCUCAUAAGACAGUGCUCUUUGGUUGAACUAUGCAGUCUAUUCCUUGAAGGGGAAGAACUUAUCAGAGGAUACAUCUCAAAUUGACUUAAAUCCUAACUUCAUAAGUACCCAAUUGAUUGUAAGGUAUUUUGGAUCAUCCUCUCAUGAAAAACAUGAGAUGAAUGAACAUUUUUUUAAAUAAAUAGGUAGAUGCAUAGGGUUGACACAGGAUUGCAGCUGCAGAAUGCUUUUAGCUUGGAGCUGCCUUCCAUUGUUUACCAUGUAUUUAAUUUUGCUCUGAGUGAUGUUCACAUUAUGUUCAUCUGCUUGCAGUUAACUAUAGUGCAGCCUGCAUUGAAUGCUUGAGAAACACUAAUUGAUCCAGUGACAUGACCACUAUUCCCAGUUUUAAAACAAACAUAUCUGAGUAUUGACUCACAAAAGCUUGGCUCAGUUGCAAGCUGACCUCGACCAUAUCUUUAAAAUAGUUUAAUAAUCUGCUCAGCACCCAGUGGUGAAUGUUCUGAAUGUAGCUAGAGUGUGUGACCAUCCAUAAUUCAUAUCCUGACAGUGGUUUGGUUUGGGCCAGAUUUCCACAUUUUCUGCCUUCCUAAAGCACAAGAAACAGUUGUAUCGGGCUUUGAAAUAGCAUUUUUUAAAUGUGUUGUGCAAUAUUUCUUCUGUAAAUAUGGAAUUAAUUCUACCUCUCAGGGUUUAAUUGUGGAUAUGCAGGUGCAUUUGAAUUAUGUUUCUAACAGUUGUGUCACUGGGGUAUGGGUAGAACUAAUCUAUCUCAAAGGUUGGACAGAUUACUUCUCUUGGAGUGGAGCAUCAUGUGUAAAAUGGGAAUUCUGUAAUAAAAAAUAUAGGAAAUCAGGGUUUUUCUAUUUGAACUUGGAAGUAUUUAUUUUGUGCAGUUUCAUGUAAUCAAUCAAGUGCAAAAGCACCACGUUACCAGAUAUCAGGUUGACAUUUUCUGAAGCUGAAUAAUGGAAGUUUGAUAACAUUUGACUGAUAAAGGUACAUAUGGGAUGGGGAAUUAAUAGGUGUGGAGAGUUUUGAAAUUUGAGGAGUUUAAUGGCUACAGUGAAGGGCACAAUAGAUGGUGCUUGCCACAGCAAGAAAAGGGUACCCCAAGAGGUUUACGGGUAAAAGGAUUGAGGAUAUAUAAAAAGUUUAUUCCAGGAAGGUUAUAAACAGAUGUGGUGCCAUUUCAUCAUUUUCUUCCUCCUAUCUACAGAUUCAUCUUUUUAUUAAAUAAUUGAACAAUAAAACCCUCAUACGUCCCGUCCUAAAUUUAAGAAGAAAAACUCCUUUUUUUUUAAAGGAGGGAGUGCUGCUGUGCAAUUCAUUGCUGCUCAAAAUUUUACAUUUCUCCAUUAAUAUAAACAACAGUAAAUGUUAUUGUAUGUCUCCUUUGACACAAUGAAAAUUAUGCUUCAUAUUCUAAUGAGUAUUAUGGGAUUAAGUAAAUUUAUUCUCAACCUGGUUUUGACUCGAACCAUUUGGUGAAUUUUUAAUUAUUUAAAAUAUGGUUUGGGGGGUAAAUCGGAUUUGUUCGUUUCUUCUUUUUCUGGCAGUGGUGUGGUUUUUCCAUUAAAAUGUUUAUUCAGAACAAGAGCACAUGCUUCCAAUAGAAGGCCAGUACUACAGUAACAAAGCCUGAAGUCACUGCCUAAGAGUACCAGAAUUUUCUGAUGCAAACUUACUUCCCUGGUGGAAUUUGUCAUUUUUUCUCGGAUUACAUUGUACCCAUCUUCAUACCAACAUUUUGGUCCUUGAAUUUUGCCCUUAAGGGCAAGCACAGUAAAUACAAUUAGCUAUGUAAAUGUUGAAUGUCUCAUCCUGAAAGGGAGUUAGCCUGGGAUUCAGUGAGAUAUUUGUACAAUUUAAAUCUUCGCUGCAAACUGAUCAUAGUCCCCUCAUCAUUGCAUGUUUGGAAUGCAGCCAGCCAGUACAUCCAAUCUGAAAUAACUAUUUUGGUCAGAUAUUCCCAUUAAUUUUGUUUACUUUUUGAUCUUACUGUGAUAGACAUAGGUUGUGUUAGAAUUUGUGUGCAUAAUAUAGAAAUUUCAGGUUCUAUGUAUUACAGGUUUCCCGACACUGGUAUUGUUUCUCAAGCUCAGUGGCUGGAAGCCCUUGAAGGUGAAGGUGUAUGUGUGUGUGUGUGCCAAUGCUCACUGGUGUAUCAUGUCUACCUACAGACUAUUUUUAACUUAAUAACAAGUGUUAAUGGAAGAUAAUGUGAUAAUAAAGUGAAAAGAGAA